CAUUGGUCCAUUAAAAGUCAGCAGUCGUAGUCGGCAGUCGAGUCGGCCUGUGCAGUUGGUAGUCUAAUACUUUAGACCCGUUAUUUUUACAGGUUAGUUCUAAAAUCUCCGCUACACGAACUGUCACUGUUUUUAUCGAAGAAUCGAGGAUGUAGUACGAUUCAACGAUAGGAAACGCAGUUAACAGGGAUAAAUUGAUUAUUGCACAUGGUCCCAAGCUGGUCGCCAUAUUUGUUGUGGUUCAUAAUAUAUGUAGAUACGUCAUUGGGACGUUAGAACUGAAUUGAUUUUAUAGUAAAAUAUUUUUAUUGAGUGAGUGUACUUACACAAUUUUUUAAGUCGUGUGAAAUAUACUUUGUGUGUGAUGCUAUUUGAAUUUCAUAAAAUUAUCAAGUUAGACGAAUCAAAUGUACUGUUAUGAAGCAUAUGUUAAUAUGCUGUCAAAAUUUCAUCGCGCCAUUAUAUAUAUAAAUAUAUAUUAAACAUUUAUAAUUAACAUUUAUAAAUAUAUAUUAAACAUUUAUAAUUAAUAUUUAUAAAUAUAUAUUAAACAUUUAUAAUAAUUUAAAUAUUAGAAUACACACACGGAUAUGCCUUUGAGUGCAUCUGUAUUUGUCUUAUGCAUAUAUAUAUGUAAAUACACAUGAGUACAUAUAUAUAAAAUUAAUAGUAUUUAUGUUCAUAAUGCUGAGUUUACGACAGUGUCUCAUUCAUAUUCGUAUAAGAAAUUGUACCAUCUGUACACGAGCUAUGUCGAACCAUUACCCAAAAGCUAUAAAACAUCCAACAGCAGGGAUAAUAGUUAUUGGAGAUGAAAUAUUGAAAGCUCAAGUGAGAGAUACAAAUUCCUAUUACAUGUGUAGUUUAUUGUAUAAAUGUGGCAUUAAAGUAAAGAAGAUCUCAGUUAUAAGCGACAGUGUUGAAGAAAUUUCAAAGGAGAUUAGAGACGCUUCCAGUAAAUACACUUAUGUUAUAACAUCUGGUGGAAUUGGACCAACACAUGAUGAUGUUACAUUUGAAGGUCUUGCUAAAGCUUUCGAUGAUAAGCUCUAUUAUCAUCCUAAACUGGUGGAUAUAAUAAAAAAUCAGUUUGGUGCCAAAGAUCCUUUGUCUCCUGCUUAUAAGAUGGCUCUGAUUCCAAAGAAAGCUACUCUAAAGUUCAAUUUAAAUAUACGUACAGGCAAGCCAAACGCAUAUCCGUACAUUGUAUUAGAAAAUGUAUAUGUUUUUCCUGGUUCACCAAUAUUUUUUGAGAGAUCUUUCCAAGGUUUAUACGAGGAUUUGCUCUCCGUAACGAGCAGGAGAUUUGUAAAAGAUGAGGUAUUCAUAAACGCCAGGGAAGAAGCGUUUACGAAUGCCUUAUCAACGGUAGUAAAAGAAUUCGCCAAUGUUUCCUUUGGUUCCUAUCCAGUGAGCAAUUACAGGUACUACAAAGCCUUCGUGACUAUAGAGAGCGAUAAUGAAAUUGACACGGAAAGUGCGAAACGACGAUUUUGCGAGCUCAAUCCCGCCCACAUUUUGGUCAAAUUUGACCGAACGCCGCACGUAAAUUGCAUCACGAAGUACAGUAAUUUUCUUCAAAGUUGCCCGCAUCGUCGUUCGUUCUACGAGCAAUCGCUGGAAGAGCUUCGACAGUUUUAUCGAGACUCUGAAAGCGUUUCCAUACGCGUGGACGGCGGCAUAGAGUCUAGCAUCGUUAUUCACCUCGCCCAUAUAUGUAGAGUCCAAUCUAAUUCGAGUGACAAGUUGCGAGCAGUCUACUUCAAAGAGAAGCGGACGUCGAUCCAUCUCGAGGAAUUCAUCAAGGAGAUGAUUGACAAAUAUAAUCUGGCGGUGUGCACCGUGGAGGCCGAGCCCGAUAAAAGCGUAAGCGAAUUAAUAUCCAUGCAAGCGCAUUUGCGAACGCUGCUAGUCGGAGAGGCCGGAGAGGACGGCGUGAAUGAAGUUAACCGUGGUUAUGCCGGCGCGAGUAACACGGACCGAUUGCAAAUCAAUAAUCCUUUGCGUAACUGGACAAACGAGGACGUGUGGUCUUUCGCCUCGUCGCUGAGCCUGCCUUAUGUGACGACGACGACGACGACGACUGCUUGAAGGAAAGCGGGAUCGUUGCCGAGUUGCGGAUUCCUCGGAUCUCUCGCUCACGCACGACGUGGGUUGUGGAUACUUGUGAACAGAUGUUUAAAUUCACAUGGACGAAAUUUAAUGUUCACGUUGGAAUAAAUGUGCAAGGUUAGCCGA
This is a messenger RNA of Odontomachus brunneus, 2238 nucleotides long. RefSeq names its product FAD synthase-like. The transcript has 11 exons. NCBI's taxonomy places the organism in Eukaryota, Metazoa, Arthropoda, Insecta, Hymenoptera, Formicidae. The coding region runs from base 676 to 2091 and encodes 471 amino acids. The record is from RefSeq and is a predicted model, not a curated record.